UCCGACCGGACCACCAAUCCCUUUCUCUGUAACGAAGAACGGCACUUCCUCUUCGAUUUUCCAAUUCCUCCUGCUGCAAUGGAAGACGACAAAUCCUUCUCUGAAUCAGUCAACCACGUCGACGACAGCAGCCAUGGAUGGCAGAAGGUAACCUACGCCAAGAAGCAGAGGAAGAAUCAGAAUAAGAAGCCUCCGGCGGAUUCCUCGAGGCCUUUACCCGGCGGAUCCGGACCCUUACCGGACAAUAACGGCGUUUUCAAAGGAUUGGAGAAGCACGCGGAGGAGCGCCGCCGGAAAUUGGAGGCGCAGCGCGUCGCCGUUGUUUACGCCGACGAUGACGCGAUUCCAGUGAGAUCGAGGAAGAAUCGCGGAGAGGAUGUGGACAGCGAUGACGAGAGCACCGAUGGAGAUGUUAAAACUAAUGCGGUGGAUGUGAAUAAGACGGAGAAGCCGAAGAAGGUUAAGAAGCCUAAGAUUACCGUUUCGGAGGCUGCCGCCAAGAUUGACGUUGACAAUCUCGCCGCUUUUCUUUCUAGUAUUACGUUGGAUUCGUACGAAGGGCAGCAAGAUAUACAGUUGAUGAGGUUUGCCGAUUAUUUUGGCCGUGCCUUUUCUGCCGUGAGCGCUUCGCAAUUCCCAUGGCUCAAGUUGUUCAGGGAGUCCCCUGUCGCCAAAAUUUCCGAUGUCCCUGUUUCUUAUAUCUCUGAAACUGUUUACAAGACAUCAGUGGACUGGAUUAACCAGCGCUCCAAUGAAGCAUUGGUAACCUUUGUGAUCUGGUCAUUGGAUGGCAUUCUUGCUGACUUGGCUACCCAACUGUCGGGGUCCAAGGGUUCAAAGAAAGGAGGGCAGCCAACAACUUCAAAGUCUCAGGUUGCAAUUUUCCUAGUGUUAGCUAUGGUAUUACGCAGGAAGCCCGAUGUGCUGAUUAAUGUAUUCCCAAAAUUGGACAAUAAUCAAAAGUAUCAAGGCCAAGAUAAGCUUCCGGUUAUCGUAUGGAUGGUAGUUCAAGCAUGUCAUGGAGACUUAGCCGUAGGGUUGUUAUUAUGGGCGCAUCAUAUUCUGCCAAUUCUAAGAGGAAAAUCUGGAUCAAACCCCCAGUCUAGGGACAUGGUCUUGCAGUUAGCUGAAAGAAUUGUGGGUGUACCAAAAGCUCGGGGCAUAUUAGUAAGUAAUGCUGUCAGGAAGGGCGAGCGCCUAAUCCCACCUCCUGCACUUGACUUACUACUGCAUUUUACAUUCCCUCCAUCUUCUGGACGGGUUAAGGCCACCGAAAGAUUCGAGGCUAUAUACCCACUUCUUAAAGAGGUCGCUCUUGCUGGCUCUGUUGGAAGCAAAGCAAUGAAGCAAAUCUCAUUGCAGAUACAGACUAUAGCUGUGAAAUCAGCAGGAGAAGGUAUUCCGGCACUAUCUGACGAAGCAACUGGCAUCUUCAUUUGGUGCUUGACUCAGAAUCCUGAAUGCUUCAAGCAGUGGGACAAAAUAUACACUGAUAAUAUACAAGCUAGUGCUUCGAUACUGAGGAAGCUUUCCGAUAACUGGAAGGAGCUUUCUCCAAAACUAUCUUCACUUCAAUCUCUCAGCGAAGCUCUCAAGAGCUUCAGGCAAAAGAACGACAAGGCAUUAAGCGAUGAAACUGAUUCAGCUCACCAGUCUCAGUUCAAGGAAGCAGACAAAUACUGCAAGGCUCUGCUGGGCAGACUUUCCAGCAGCCACAGUUGCCUGAAAACCAUAAUCUUUGUUCUUGCCAUGGUCGCUGUCGGAGCUGCCAUCGUGCCCUCCAACCUCGACUCAUUGGAUUUGAACAAGGUGUCGGCAUGGUUCAACUCCCUGCAAUCCGUCUAAAACAACUCUGACAGAGCCAGGGUUAGCGCAAGCUAGGUAAUCUCGAUCUCCUCCCUUCCUCCGACUCGAGCUAGUUUUUUGUGCGACACAGUCCUCCCGGUAACCUUACAAUAUAUACAUUAUACAUAAAGUAUGUGGGGGUGUAGUAGAGCAUGAGGAUUUGGAUUAUUAAUGGUAGGGGUAUGGUAUGGAGGUGAUUUAAUUUAUCUAGUUGUGUUGUUUUCUCAUUUCAGGCACCCCUUUUUGGGGUAAAAGAUUUUCUUAAUUCCCGUCGGUCGGUUUAAGACAUCACUGAACUCUCUCGUUUGCGAAAUGAGUUAUUGAUAGAGGAGAGAUUGAGAGUGUUUUUAUAUUUAUUAUACAUACUUAUAUACUUACAUGUUUAUUUUGUUUGGGGUACACACACACAUUGGAUUUUGUUGCUAUUCAUCUACCAAACUUGCCAUC
Messenger RNA from Andrographis paniculata, 2292 nucleotides. RefSeq lists its product as uncharacterized. The record is from RefSeq and is a predicted model, not a curated record. Lineage: Eukaryota; Viridiplantae; Streptophyta; Magnoliopsida; Lamiales; Acanthaceae. Bases 79 to 1845 code for a protein of 588 amino acids. The transcript has 10 exons. Gene Ontology annotation, cellular component: Golgi apparatus; endoplasmic reticulum.